AAACAGGGAAAUUACAGGCAGUUGAUAGCAUUUCUUUUAGAAUUUUUUUUUUCCCGAUUUUCUUUAAUGCAACGUUUUCAGAUACAAAUAGAGCUAACGAAGAAGCUAAGAAGACUACAAGACUUAUUAGACUGUUGUCAUAUGCGUAAGGAAUACUUUUUUGGGUUUUUUCAAAUCUAGCUAGCCCGGACAUCUCCGGCUGCUGAAUCUGUCCCAUAUUUGAAGGUUUCAUGUCAAACUGCGCCUCGACCACUCAGCGUGUUUGGCAUUAAAAAGUUAAUUUCACGAUGCUAGGCACCUGCGUUGCUCCGCAGAGUGUCGGCAGACAGUAAUGUUUAGGCUGACUGGUCUUUUCAGAGUUGCAUGCAGGACCUUUUGUAGCACCGCCGACGACAUGGCGAAGGGGAAGUUUUUCUACGCAGUUAAGAAAGGACACACACCGGGAGUGUACACUUCAUGGGACGAGUGUAAGAGCCAAGUGGACAAAUUUCCAUCUGCCUCUUUUAAGAAGUUUGCCUCAGAGCGAGACGCCUGGGCGUUCGUCAGAGGCAUCGAGCCUUCUGCAGUUCCAGAGGUGAAGAAAGUAACUCAGAGUGUGGCGUCAGACGUCACCCUGCUUCCUAAACGAGGCCCGGAGCCGCUCGAGUACAUCCCCCUUGGCAAGAAGAGAUGCCACCCAGACGGGGAGGCGGGGCAUCCGCCCAAACGAGUCAAAGCAUCAGAAAGCUCGUCAUCGGAAAGCUCAGACAGAUUCACGUACAUGGGUGACGCUGUGGUCGUUUACACUGACGGCUGCUGCUCGGCAAACGGACAGCGCGGAGCCCGGGCCGGCAUCGGCGUCUACUGGGGAGUCAACCACCCGCUAAAUGUUGCAGAGAGGCUGCAGGGAAGACAGACCAACCAGCGCGCAGAGAUACAAGCAGCCUGCAGAGCGCUGGAACAGGCCAAAGAGAAUAACAUCGAGAAGCUGGUUUUAUACACCGACAGCAAAUUUACGAUCAACGGUGUGACCAGCUGGGUGAAGAACUGGAAGCUGAACGGCUGGCGGUUGAAAUCUGGAGGUCAGAUCACCAACAAAGAAGACUUUGUGAAGCUGGACAGACUGAAUGGACAGCUGGAGGUGGUCUGGAUGCACAUUCCCGGUCACGCCGGCUACAAAGGCAACGAGGAGGCCGACAGGCUGUCGAGAGAAGGAGCAGCGAAGCCUCUGCAGCCGGAGCACUGAGAAAAAGAUGAGCACAAUUAAAGAAAUCUGCUGCAGGACUGUUUAAUGCUCCUCUUUAGUUCAUAAGCUUUGAAAAAGGGGGUUUGUUUUUCCUCUCAGCGCCACUUAUAACUAAACUGAAACUUGAAGAUGGGAGGAGGGUCUGUGUUGGUCUUUUUUUUUAAUUUAAUUGUAAAUUUUGAUUUGUUUCUUCUCUGAAUAAAGAAUUUAAGCUUCA
Molecule: messenger RNA, 1442 nt
Organism: Archocentrus centrarchus (flier cichlid)
Lineage: Eukaryota; Metazoa; Chordata; Actinopteri; Cichliformes; Cichlidae
Gene: rnaseh1
Product: ribonuclease H1
Exons: 8
Coding region: 332-1225 (297 amino acids)
Biological process (GO): DNA replication, removal of RNA primer
Molecular function (GO): magnesium ion binding; nucleic acid binding; RNA-DNA hybrid ribonuclease activity
Source: RefSeq, a predicted model, not a curated record